AUGUGGCGACGUGUGCUUUAUAGACGGCAAAUCUGUGCAUUCUCCGCUGCGACUGAGACCCACAAAGCACCAAUUAAGCUUUAUGUAAUUGCUGGUGAAGCCUCUGGCGACGCUAUUGGUGCUAAAGUGAUCCGUGCUUUGCAGCACCACGAACCGACUCAGAUAUUUAAUUUUAGAGGAAUUGGAGGACCUCAAAUGUGUGAAGCUGGCAAGUUCAAGUCUUUAUUUCCAAUGCAAGAGCUGUCAAUUAUGGGAUUACUGGAAUUAAUUCCGCAUAUUCGGCGAUUCCAGCUGAGAAUUCGAGAGACGCUGCGUGAUAUUGAUGCGUAUCAACCAAAAUUGAUACUUACGAUUGAUUCAAAAGGUUUCACCUUUCGUAUUUUGAAAGCGCUUCAUCAAAAUGAACAAAACACAGGAGUCAAACUUAUCCAAAAAGUGCACUAUGUUGCCCCGUCCGUUUGGGCUUACAAACAUCGAAAUGUGCGGAAUUUUACACAAAUGAAGCAACUUCUGGAUGCCAUGAUUACCAUCUUGCCCUUUGAAAAAGAUUUGUUUGACGCUAGUGGACAGAAAUCUGAUGAUCGCAAUGAGUCAAAGCGUUCGUGGUGUCACUUUGUGGGGCACCCAGCAAUUGAAGAUUUCUUGGAAGCAAAUGGAGUCUACGAAAACGGUUUGACUCUACCAUCGGAAUGUAGUGUUCAUAUAGACAACAGCUUAGGAGCAGAUGCUUUGCUCCGUUUCCCUUCUUUUAAUUGGAAGUACUUUGCCGUACGUGGCAAAAUAUUGCAGAAUAUGAUUGCAACCGGACGGAAUAAAGAUAUGAAGGAGCGAGGCAGGAAAACUUUCAAACUUUCGACAAAUGCUUUCGUGAUAUGUGCACUGGUUGGAAGCCGGACCAACGAAGUAACGAAGUCCUUGAAAAUUGUGGUCAAGGCCAUUAAUUCGUUCGUUCAAAAAGAAUGUCAGGAGCAGCAACGAGACAUCCUCGUCGUCUUUCCCACAAUUGCUGCGGUGAAGGAACAGGUCACAACUUAUCUUUCAUUGUAUAGUGUUGGUAUUCAGUACCGGGUUCUUACAGAUCUAAAUGCAAUCGACCGACUUCGGCUUUUUCAGAGUUCCGAUGUCGCGGUAGCCGUGUCCGGGACCGUUGUUCUCGAGGCGACUCUAGCCGGUCUUCCUACCGUCGUAAUUUAUCGGGCUAAUUGGUUCACCGAAUGGAUUGCCAAACGCAAGGCUGCUGUUCGGUUCGUGUCCAUACCUAACCUUUUGUUCGGAAAACCUUUAAUUCCAGAGCUCCUAUUCAGUAAUUGCACGGUUUCAAAUAUCGCAGAGGCGUUAAGAAACCUACAGCAUCAGCCAGUUGAACAAAGAAAUGCAUUGCAUCUUGCCAUCUCCAUCAGCACAUUAACUAAGUGGCACGAGACUGCCGAAAAUGUUCUACAACCCAUUCGAGCAAGCGAAGUGGCUGCGAAGCACAUAUUUGAGGUGCUUAGGAAAGGGUAG
Molecule: messenger RNA, 1503 nt
Organism: Plasmopara halstedii
Lineage: Eukaryota; Oomycota; Peronosporomycetes; Peronosporales; Peronosporaceae
Product: lpxB
Exons: 7
Coding region: 1-1503 (500 amino acids)
Biological process (GO): lipid A biosynthetic process
Molecular function (GO): lipid-A-disaccharide synthase activity; phospholipid binding
Source: RefSeq, a predicted model, not a curated record